GAGGAGAGGGUGAAUCUACAAAGGCCUCAAAGCAGAGACGUUUAACACGGUAAAUUCACUAAAACGGAAAGUCUGAUUACACAAGUGUUUAAAAUGUUUCAGGGUAUGAAUGCCAAAUCGAUUGUUGGGUAGAAAAUAUAUUUAGAGACACUGAAGAAAAAAUUUCAAAUUGACUUCGGUCCAGUUCUAGCACUGUACCCUCAUACACCACAGCUCUGUCAAAAGAGGAGCAAGCUUGUGCUCUGGGCUUGUAGAUAUGAAACGUCCCAUACUUUUCUUUUCUUUCCUUCCCUAUAGGAUAUGCUUUCCUACAUCAAUCAAAACGGGCCGUUUACAGAAGGCAUCUUCAGAAAAUCAGGCAAUAUACAAUCACGCAGGGCCCUAAAGGAGAAACUAAACUCUGGGGACAAAGUGAACUUGGAUGAUGAAUCCAUUCUUGUGGUAGCAUCCACCUUAAAGGAUUUUCUUCAAAAUAUUCCAGGAAGCAUAUUUUCAGCCACUCUCUAUGAUAAAUGGCUUGAUGUUAUUGAUCAAGGGAAUGAGGAGGAGAAAAUAACUGCGACCCAGAGGCUUCUAGACCAGCUGCCAAGAGCCAAUGUAGUUUUUCUGCGAUACCUUUUUGGAGUGUUACACAACAUUGAGCAACAUUCCUCAUCCAAUCAGAUGACAGCUUAUAUUUUAUCAGUGUGUAUGACCACAAGCAUUCUUGGUCUGCUUAAUUCUGGCAGCACAGCAUUCGAAAACUUCACCAAGAAGAUUUCUUUCAUACAAUUUCUCAUUGAAAACUGUCUCAAGAUAUUUGGAGAAGAUAUCACGUCUCUCUUUGGACCGAAGUCAGUGAGUUGUGAUAACAGUGAUAUCACUGACGUCACUGAUAACAGUGAGAAGGUUGCAGACAAGAAGACAGUUAGCAAGAGUUCUGUCAAAACCUGGGCCUUUUGGUGUAGCUCCAGGACUCACGAGGACAACCAACACCCACCUCUACCACCCACAAAGCCAAAACAGCUCUUUGGAGCUCCUCUUGAGGAUGUAUGUGAUAACGACAGCCUGCCCACCCCAAUUCUGAAUAUGCUUUCCUACAUCAAUAAAAAAGGGCUGUUUACAGAAGGCAUCUUCAGAAAAUCUGGCAAAAUACAAUCAUGCAGAGCCCUAAAGAAGAAACUAAAUUCCGGGGACAAAGUGAACUUGGAUGAUGAAUCCAUUCUUGUGGUAGCAUCCACCUUAAAGAACUUCUCUUUCUUGAAUUCAGAGCAAGCACUGUGUCUUAAGUAA
This is a messenger RNA of Cervus elaphus (red deer), 1272 nucleotides long. Its product is annotated as rho GTPase-activating protein 20-like. Bases 301 to 1272 code for a protein of 323 amino acids. Lineage: Eukaryota; Metazoa; Chordata; Mammalia; Artiodactyla; Cervidae. Gene Ontology annotation, biological process: signal transduction; regulation of Rho protein signal transduction. Gene Ontology annotation, molecular function: GTPase activator activity. The transcript is spliced from 7 exons. The record is from RefSeq and is a predicted model, not a curated record.